GACAGUCAAACCAAACAUCGUCGUAAUGUCGGGAAAGUACUUGUUUCUAUUGUUUAUUUAUCUGCAUUCCUGAACAAAACCCUGCAUCAUGUCAUGACAAAAACUAUCUCUCAGUUUUAGCCGAUUAUCGAUUACAUUCGGCAGUCGCGCCCGAGAAUAAAAAUGAAACUUGUCGUAUCUCCUUCCAAAGUAUUUGUUAAAAUGUGAUUGUUGCUCGCUUUUGGCUUAGUGCCACGGGAUUAAUGGGUGUUUUAACAGAAAUAGGUGCAAUGAGGUGCGUGAUGGUAGUGCUGGCAGUGUGGUGGGGCUGUGCGGCGGGCUGCCCGUCGCUGUGCUCGUGCCGCGGGGCGGCACGGGCGGACGGCGAAGCGCCGCCGACGCCCGGUGAGCCGCUGCGGCUGCGCUGCGGCGGCCCGCCGGCGCUCAUCUCCGAGCUGAAGGAGGUCGACUUCACGGACGUCACUGGCUCCGUCGUCAGCUUGAACAUGUCGGGCAAUGCCAUCAACACUCUGUCACGAGACCUGCACCUGCCUAAUCUGCAGAAACUAGACCUGAGUCGUAACCAGAUCAGCCUGAUAGAGUCGGACGCGUUCUACAACAUCACGGCCGUGACGCGGCUGGACCUGUCGCACAACCAGAUCAGCUCCGUCACUCGAGAGAUGUUCAAGGGGCUCGUCAACCUGGAGCGGCUCUACCUCAACCACAACCUGCUCACCACCCUCGCGCCCGGCACCUUCCACCAUCUCAUCGCCUUGAAGCAGCUAGACAUAACGGAGAACCGGCUGGUGUGCGACUGCGCGCUGGUGUGGGUGGGCGAGUGGGUGCGCAACACCAGCGUGCGCCUGCAGGGCGGCCCCAAGUGCGCCUCCCCCGAGGCGCUGGCCGGCCGCCAGCUCCGCAAGCUGCGCAUCUUCCUGGACCUGGCGGCCUGCGGGGCGCCGCCGCCCUCCGCGCUGGUCACGCGGCCGGACAGAGACCAGCUAGUGUUCGAGGGCGACGCGCUCACGUUAACGUGUAGCGCACCGUUCGCAUCGGCGCUACAUAAAUACGAGCUGAGGUGGCAUCAUCCGUCGCUGGAGACCUGCGACGUCAACGUCACCAGUACGGACGUUUUAGAGGAGGGCGCCGCGGAGACGACCGCCUUCUUCCCGAACGUGACGACCCACCACGCCGGGGACUGGACGUGCGUGUACGUCGACGACGGCCGAGGACGCCACAACGGGACUAUCAGAGUGACGGUGCUAUCUAAUGCGACUCGUUAUUGUGCCACUAACGUGAGCGUGGACAAUAAGGGGUUGUACUCGUGGCCGCAAGUUUUACUGAACCAUACGGCGGAAGUCCCGUGCCGCGCCGGCGCGGGUGUCGCGACGCGGACCUGCGGGGCCGAGGGUGUGUGGUUGAACGCUAACACGUCUCAGUGCGCGUACAUCAGCAACGUGACCAAGCUGCUCCAACAGUUUGCGUUACUAGACUUGGGUCUGGUGCAGUACUCGGCGGUGAACGCGACGGAGCGGCUGGCGGCGCUGAUCCGCGAGAACACGUACCCGCUGGCGCUGGUGGACGACCCGGACGACGUCAUGUUCGUGGCUCGCGCCGUCAACAACUACAUGCACUACGUCGACGACGAGCCUGAGCUGGGUUCUGCGCUACUGGACGUGAUCAGCGCCGUGAUGAACGUAACACCUUCAGUAAUGGCCGCCGCCGAGGACAAAUAUGGCGCUUGCACGGAGCUCGUACGAGCGGCGGAACAGCUCGCGCCCAGACACAACAACAAGCAGAAGAGCAACCUGGCGGUGGAGAGCUUCCCCGUGCGCGCGGGGUUCGGCGGCGCGACGUGCGCCUGGUACAGCGCGGCCGCGGGCUCGCCUCCGCGCCUGCACUGCACCACCACCAACCGCACCGUCGCGAGGAUGCUCACCUUCCACGACGCGCUCAUCCACGCCAGCGUUCAGAUCCCCGCGUCGCUGCAGUUCGCGUUGGCGCGCGGCUCGGCGCCGUCGCUGGUGGUGUCCGUGUUCCUCGACGCGGCGCUGUUCCCGCUGCUGCCCGAGGACGAGCCCAGCGACGAGCACCGGGCCAAGGACUACUACGGGCGCAGCACCAAGCGCCAGGACAUGAACAUGGAGAUCACCUCGCCCGUCGUCUCCGUGCAGCUGCGGAACGGAAGCUUGUCGAGCUCCCUGAUCGAGCCGGUGAUCUUCACGCUGCGCGCGGCGGGCUGCGGGGCGGCCGCCCGGUGCGCCGUGUGGGACCCCGCCACCAAGCGAUGGCAGCACAACUCGACCGAAUGCUCGGUGCUGCACGUGUCGGGCUGCACUCGGGUGGUGUCGCUGGCGGCGCCGGGCGUGGUGGCGCUGCUGGCGCGCGCCGAGCGCGGGUACUGGGGCGCGCGCACGGCGGGCGCGCGCUGGAAGGUGUCGCACCCCGCCGUCUACGUGGGCUCGCUCGUGCUCACCGGCUGCCUCGCCGCCGCCGCCACCACCUACCUCGCCGCCUUCCCCGCGCUGCUCAUGCCGCGCCGCGCCAAGCACGCGCUGCUCAACACCUGGCUCGCGCAGGCCGCGCUCUGCUUCCUCUACACGCUCGGCAUCUACCAGACCGAGGACGUGCGCCUCUGCCGCGCGCUCGGCCUGCUCAUACACUACCUGUCGUUGUGCUGCCUGCUCUGGAUGUGCGUGUCGGCGCACGUCAUGUACAAGUGGGUGACGCGCCGCGACCGCCCGCCGCCGGACGACCCGCCGGACGCGCCGGUCCGGAAGCCGGUCCUCGGCCUGUACCUGUCCGGCUGGGGCAUCGCGCUGAUCGUCUGCGGGAUAUCCGGCGCGGUCAACUUGAAGGACUACGCGGGGUACGCGCAGUGUUUCCUGAGCACGGCGGCCGCUCUGACCGCUCUGCUCGUCCCGGGAGGUAUCCUCCUCCUAUUCCUCAGUGCUCUGUUCCUGCUGAUCAGGUGUACCAUUCGCGAUGUAAACGUCCAACUGUCCGAGGGCACGCAGGCGACGGAGCACGUGGAUCUAGAGUUGUGGGAGCCGCAGCCGGAGUCGGAGCGACGGAGUAUCAAAUCUGGGGCGGAGUCCGAGACGGAGGACACGGAGCACACUCCUAUAGUACAACUACGUGCCCAGGCUAUAGUCCUUGGCCUGCAUUUAGCCGCCUGGGGCAGCGGAGCGGUUGCCGUAUACAGACCUUUACCCGCCUACCUUCCGUACCAAGAAGACAUUUGUAGCAUAGUCUACGCCAUCUGUGCGACGGUGUUGGGCACCUUUACGUUGUUUUUCUACGGCAUAGCGCGGAGCGACGUGCGCGCGCAGUGGUCCAUGAUGCACUGCUACUUGCAGAAGAGCAAACAGUGCUGUAGGAAACGAAGUGUCUUUGAUUCAAAUCGGCAAAACUUGCCGCCAAGCGCGCCGCCCGUCCCUCUGACGAUCCCUAAUGACAACCGGUCAAGAUCCGGCAGCAGAAGUUCCAACAGGACCAAUUCCAAGACUAAUAACAGCGCAAUUUAUAAAGCGGGCGCCGAGCUCAACGGCCAGACUCUGCAGAAAGACGUGUUAAAGAACACGAACGGAAAAUCUCCGAACAUUAAUUUGGUCGUGCUGCACCGGCAGCAGUACCGCUCCAACAACUCCAUGCUGACGUGCCCCGACACGGCCAGCGUCGGCCCCGAGGCCUUCUACAACCCCAACCAGAUGAAUGUCGCCAAGAAGUUCUUCAAGAAGCAGCGGCAGAACAUGAAGCGGAACUGCCUCGAGUUGCCGAUCAGACGAGACUUCGACAACGACUCCCACGUUUCCCUCCCGCUGCCCACGAGGGAGGCCUACGGCGUCGCCAACAUCAUCAACUCGGGCUCCAAGGUCAACAACACCAACAUACACGUCGAGCGACCGAACGGGAUAAAGGAGCCGCGACACGCCAACAACCCGAACCUGCUCGACGAGGACGCCGACUACAAGAGCUACUCCACCGACCGCAAGUCGUGGGCCGACACCGACAAGGUCAUGAACAUCUACACCAACGUGCCCGAGACGCGCGUGCCCACCCACCACGUGGUCAGCAGGGAAGCACCGGACACGCGCACGGUCUCGCAACAGUGCAGCCUCGAGUACAGCUCCGCGAGCGAGCUGGCGCCGCACUCCGCCUCCGACCACACGCUCGACACCACGCCCACCGAGCUCACCGAGCCGCCCGAGCCCAGCGCCGCCGCCGAGACCACCGACACCGACUCCUUCGGCCUCUACGUCGACUACCGCCGCGCCGAGGAGCCCGUCGACAAGUCCCUCCAGGACAUCUCCGAGGAGUGCACCAUGAACAGCGACGACGCCAACCGAACCGGCACUCCGCACAACCUAGAGGAACGAGACUCCAGCGAGUCGGACAACCUCCUCCCGAACCUCGAGGCCCCGAAGGAGUUCAAGACGUACGACUUCGAGACGUGCAGCACGAACGCGAGCUCGCACGGCGAGAACGAGAGCGACAUCUACUGCCCCAACUACCAGGUGUCGGAGGUGAGCAUCCGCAGUCACGGCCUGUACGCACCCUCGCCCUCCUCCAUGUGCCCCGGCGCCGGCGACAUCAGCUUCAGCGCCGAGGACGUCUCCCACGCCGAGACCCAGUACGUCAACUUCGACCCCGGCUGGCGGAACAAGUCACCCGCUAACGUCGAAGCGUCGAGCUGUCCGGAGGUGGGCCGGGAGAGCCCCGCGUCGUUCGUGAGCGACCUGGACGAGUUGUACACGCAGAUAACGGCCAGACGGGAGGGCGUGGCGCCGGACGCGCUGGACAUGACGGCGCACAGCGACGUCACCCUGCGGCCGGACAGCGACUCGGUGAGCGACGCCGACUCCAACGCGCGCACCGGCACGCUCAAGGGCACGCUGGUGUGAUAACCGCCGGCUUUCAAGGUUCAAGUGACCGCAGACUGAUUUUGUAUUUGACGCCCGCGGGCUUCUAAACUCUCUAAGUCCUCAUUCGUGUUAUAUAUCGUCGAUGACCGACUGAUUCCCGUAUUUGACUAUGGAGAGUAACCGAACGAAUACGAGAUUUUCUUAAUUAUGACCGACGCAAUGUUUUAAUUGUUCUAAUACGUAAUUUUUAUAACGUCGUAUUUCAUUUUAUUUGUAUUUCGUAUAGCUGUGAAUAUGACAAACGUGGACUGAAAAUAAAUUUUAUUUAAUCAAUGGUUCAAUUCAACCUUUGGGCUGACUGACAUGAUACCACGUACAGAACUAUCGUGUCUACGAUCUACACAAUAGAUAUUAGAAUAUCUUGAUCAAACGCUGACAUUAUGACGGUUAGCUCAGGAGUGAUGAAUUAACUGAUGUACUACUUAUUGCAAAAAGAGCUAAUUUAAAUAGUGCCAUUAAUAUAAGUUUGUAUAAUGUUAGGCUAAGUUGUACAUUUGUAAUUGUAAAUUAAUUUAUUGCUAUGAUUACUAGCGAGUGUCGCGACAUAUCCGCGAGUGGAACCCUGCGCUUGUUUGAAUACAAAAUAAAUGAAGUACCAACAACAGCAUUCAAUAUAGAUGUUGCUACACUACCUAUAAUAUAAACAAGCAACUCCUUCCACUCGAGGGCAAAUCGCGCCAGAGCCCACACUAUGACGUUGACGAUGUUUUUUUACUAAGCGUAUUAUAUGUGCCAAACGACUUAUUGGAAUGUUAACCUUCUAACCUAACCUAAAAGAUGAAUCUUCCACGUUAGGCGGCGAGAAUAGCGGCAAUUCUCGCCGCGGACUGCCGCAUGUUACCGACGCUCGGCCACAAGUAAAGUGGGUUUAUUACAUAGGUAGUAGAUUUUGUACGCGUUAUACUUGUGAUGAACAGUUCGGAGACUUUGGACCUAAACUACGAGUAGCUCUGGGUUGUUUCAGAGAUAUUAAAAUAUUAUUUUGUGUAAGUUUCCCAUCAGUAUUUAUCACUAUUCAAACAAUCCAAGCUGUUUGAAAAACACUAUAGUCGGAUGAAAAGAUUUAAAAAAAAAUAACAAUAUUCAAAGAACUAGGGCCAUUGCUUAGCGGCUGCUUUUGCUUUCGUGAUUGUUUGUGUCCUGUCGUUGUCGUCCUAUAAUACAUACCCAGGUACAAACAACCACUUGCUUCUGUCCGAGCCGGCUUCAACUAUCCUAUAAAUUGGACUGAAUGUGUAUCCCGCCUUGCUUCUCUCUAGUCUACCUAUUGGCAUUUGUAUACAAAUAUGUAGCGUUAUACAUACCUACCUACCUACACGAAACUGUAAUACAUUAGGUUGGAUAUUGUUUCAUGAUAAAGCAUUACCUACACUACACUUCGUAAAUGUAAGAAAGUUAGUGGAAGUAUUGUGCAGCUGAAGUGUGCCUCAAAUCGAUGUUGUACUUAGGGCCUAAAAUUAUGUUGGCGUUUAACUGCAGCCAGCGAGGUAUACCUAGCUACGUCGCUUCAACGACUCUUUACGCGAAUAAAACCGCUUUUGACGCCUCUUAUUAGAAAAGCAUUUUUACAAGGAAUUUGUCAGAUACACGAGUUGUAUAAUUUUUGUAAUUGAAAAGUAAAAAAGGCGGCAUUUGUCCCUUGUAACUUCUAUUGCGUCGAAAGUUUUUACUCGAAUGUACCGCGCAGUGCCGCUUCGCAUUCAGUAUUGUUUAAGUACAUAAGUGUAAAUAUGGCAAGAUCUCGUUUUUGUAAGUACAUAUGUUAUAAUAUAAGGUCGUGAAUGCCGUGGAAGGUAUAUGUCGCUGGCUGCGUCUUGUAGAGGUUUAACAGGUCGAGCUCUGUCGGCGCGCGAGGCCGACGGUUGUGCAUGAACUUGUGAAUGUUGCACAUGUCGCCGAUGGACACAUUUACUUGCCAUAAUAAAUAAAGCCUACAAUUGCCUAUUGUAUGGAUCUCAGAACUGACUGCGUAGUUUUAUAUUAUGGAGAAACGCUAUUUUUUAACUAGUUAAAUAAAUUUACAUGUAUGAAUGUACACUUUAUACACUCAGCCGAAGAAUUUGCUAAGCGGGCGAGGUGUUCAAAAUAAUCUGAACACAAGUUUAUUAUUAAGCAAGUAAGAAUG
Cydia splendana is the source of this 7029-nucleotide messenger RNA. RefSeq names its product adhesion G protein-coupled receptor A3 (gene Remo). Gene Ontology annotation, molecular function: protein binding; G protein-coupled receptor activity. The transcript has 9 exons. NCBI's taxonomy places the organism in Eukaryota, Metazoa, Arthropoda, Insecta, Lepidoptera, Tortricidae. The record is from RefSeq and is a predicted model, not a curated record. Gene Ontology annotation, cellular component: plasma membrane. Gene Ontology annotation, biological process: cell surface receptor signaling pathway; G protein-coupled receptor signaling pathway. Bases 243 to 4883 code for a protein of 1546 amino acids.